This is a messenger RNA of Xyrauchen texanus (razorback sucker), 1371 nucleotides long. RefSeq names its product ubiquitin-conjugating enzyme E2Ib (gene ube2ib). NCBI's taxonomy places the organism in Eukaryota, Metazoa, Chordata, Actinopteri, Cypriniformes, Catostomidae. The transcript is spliced from 7 exons. Gene Ontology annotation, cellular component: nucleus. The coding region runs from base 150 to 626 and encodes 158 amino acids. Gene Ontology annotation, biological process: protein sumoylation. Gene Ontology annotation, molecular function: SUMO conjugating enzyme activity. The record is from RefSeq and is a predicted model, not a curated record.
GUGUAGAGCCGCUGGUCCUGAUUGGACUGCUUCAGAACCGAAUGUAUUUUCGGGAGGGAAACUUCUCAGCUUCGGUUCAGAGUCAAACACGGUUCGAGUGAGCGGACCCAUAAGACGUAUAAUACUGGGAUUCACAAGGAUCAGUGGUCAUGUCUGGCAUUGCUCUGAGUCGACUUGCACAAGAGCGCAAAGCAUGGAGAAAAGACCAUCCAUUCGGUUUUGUUGCUGUGCCAACGAAAAACCCAGAUGGAACAAUGAAUCUUAUGAACUGGGAAUGUGCUAUUCCAGGAAAGAAGGGGACUCCAUGGGAAGGUGGACUGUUUAAGUUAAGGAUGCUGUUUAAAGACGACUACCCCUCUUCACCUCCAAAGUGCAAGUUUGAGCCUCCGCUGUUCCAUCCGAAUGUGUAUCCAUCAGGAACGGUGUGUCUUUCCAUCCUGGAGGAGGAUAAAGACUGGAGACCUGCCAUCACCAUUAAACAGAUCCUGUUAGGGAUUCAGGAGCUUCUAAAUGAACCGAACAUACAGGAUCCAGCUCAGGCAGAGGCGUACACCAUUUACUGUCAGAAUAGAGUGGAGUACGAGAAGAGAGUUCGUGCACAGGCCAAAAAAUUCUCUCCAUCGUAAGCAAAACGGAAAGAUGGACGAAUGGAUUGAGGGAAUAUGUGAAUACUCAUGCUAUCCUCUCAACGGGACUAAAAGGACUUAAAACAUGACUUGUGUGCCAUCAAAUCUGCUACCCACAACCACCAAAUUCACACUCUUACACACUCUUCGUCCUUUUUACUUUCAUUUUCCCUCCGUUCCGUUCAAACUGAUUUCACAAAUUCAGUCUUUACAGGUCUCAUUGCGUUCCCAAACCAGCUUGUAAGAAAUGAGAAAACAUUCUUCGAACCAUGUAGACCGUUUGGAUUUUAGCUCUUCGUUCAUUUGGUGUGUUUGUCUGUAUGCGCUUGCAAGAAUGUGUCAUUUUAUUAUGUAUGCAAUGUGUCCCCUCUCAAAAGUGUGUGUGUGUGAGUCUGCGUAUGUGUGUGUGUGUGUGUGUGUGUGUGUGUGUGUGUGUGGAUCUGGUUUUUGUUGGUUUAGUAUAUAAUGCCGUAUAUAUGUGGGACAGUGCCUCAAGGUGAAUUUCCCCUCCGAAUGCUGAACUAGGACCAGUUUCUUCUCCAUUGGACAUGUUGUAUUUGACCAGACACGUGGUCUUGGAUCUGUCAAGGAUUGUCAGAUGCUGUCGAUUUAAUGCUUCUGUGAGGAGCAGAACCAGAGUCCAAUUCUCUUAAACAUGCUGUACUUUGUUUCUCAUUUGUUUGAUGGGAACAUGUGUCCUGUGUUCACACACAUUGUGUCUGUAUGUUUAAUAAAGCUCUUUCUA